UCGGACGCCGCUGCGGCUGCUGCAGGUGGAAACAUGGCGAUGAAGGCGCUCAGAGGGAUGGUGAACGGGGCCAUGAGCGAGCUCUCCUCGGCCGUCAGCGGGAACAGACCGACGGCCGCCGCCCCGGCCUCCACCGCCGCCUCGCGGGAGCAUGUGAUGGCCGUGAGCCGGGACUAUAUCUCCCAACCCCGCCUCACCUAUAGAACAGUGUCUGGAGUCAACGGGCCGCUGGUGAUUCUGGACCAGGUGAAGUUCCCCAGGUACGCCGAGAUCGUCCACCUCACGCUGCCCGACGGCACCAAGAGGAGCGGACAGGUGCUGGAGGUCACCGGCUCCAAAGCUGUGGUGCAGGUGUUUGAGGGGACUGCAGGUAUCGAUGCAAAGAAGACCAGCUGUGAGUUCACAGGGGACAUCCUGCGGACACCUGUCUCUGAGGACAUGUUGGGUCGUGUGUUUAAUGGAUCUGGGAAACCCAUCGACAGAGGACCGGCAGUCCUGGCUGAAGACUUCCUGGACAUCAUGGGUCAACCCAUAAACCCUCAGUGUCGCAUUUACCCCGAGGAGAUGAUCCAGACCGGCAUCUCCGCCAUCGACGGCAUGAACAGCAUCGCCAGGGGCCAGAAGAUCCCCAUCUUCUCUGCUGCAGGGCUGCCACACAAUGAGAUCGCCGCUCAGAUCUGUCGGCAGGCCGGUCUGGUGAAGAAGUCCAAGGACGUGAUGGACUACAGCGAGGACAACUUCGCCAUAGUGUUCGCCGCCAUGGGGGUCAACAUGGAGACCGCCAGGUUCUUCAAGUCGGACUUCGAGGAGAACGGUUCCAUGGACAACGUGUGUUUGUUCCUCAACCUGGCCAACGACCCCACCAUCGAGCGAAUCAUCACGCCUCGUUUAGCUCUGACAUCAGCAGAGUAUCUGGCCUAUCAGUGUGAGAAGCACGUCCUCGUCAUCCUCACUGACAUGAGCUCCUACGCAGAGGCUCUCCGAGAGGUGUCUGCAGCCAGGGAGGAGGUGCCGGGCCGACGAGGUUUCCCCGGAUACAUGUACACGGAUCUGGCCACCAUCUACGAGAGAGCGGGCAGAGUGGAGGGACGUAACGGCUCCAUCACCCAGAUCCCCAUCCUCACCAUGCCCAACGACGACAUCACUCAUCCUAUUCCUGACCUGACCGGUUACAUCACUGAGGGACAGAUCUAUGUGGACAGACAACUUCACAACAGACAGAUUUAUCCUCCAAUCAACGUGCUGCCGUCGCUCUCCCGUCUAAUGAAGUCCGCCAUCGGGGAGGGGAUGACCCGCAGAGACCACUCUGAUGUUUCCAACCAGCUCUAUGCAUGUUACGCCAUAGGGAAGGACGUCCAGGCCAUGAAGGCGGUGGUGGGGGAGGAGGCUCUGACGGCUGAUGAUCUGCUCUACCUGGAGUUCCUCACCAAGUUUGAGAAAAACUUCAUCUCCCAAGGUGCUUAUGAAAACAGGAGUGUGUUUGAGACCCUGGACAUCGGAUGGCAGCUGAUGAGGAUCUUCCCCAAAGAGAUGCUGAAGAGGAUUCCUCAGAGCACCUUAGCUGAGUUUUACCCCCGAGAAGCCAAACACUAACCGGACCUGCCCCCGGCCCCCGGCCCCUCGCCGCUUCCAUCUGCUUCUGUGAGAACUGCCUUCAUACGGUGUAGUGUUGAUGCUGUGACCGUCCUGACGCUUGUGACUUUCAUGCGGCCUUGACAACAAACCAUUGAACAGGAGGAGGAACACACUCCAACACACACAGAGGUUUGUGUUUACAGUCAGUGUAGAGGAAGAGAGUAGUACAGUAACGUGUUAAUUAUCUGCGUGAGUGAUCAGAAGGACAUUUAGAUUUUUUUGCCACACCUAGAACACGACACGAAGUACAGAAAGAAAAUCACAUAAAUCCCAGACUCUGGUUUUCAGACCUUAAUGUGUAAUAUCUACAAAGAAAUCAUGAAUUACUAAUAAAGCAUCUGUAAUUUAACCUACAGGAGAAGCCACAGUAAAGACUAAACAUUCCCUCCUUUUCUCUCUUUCCCUCUCUGGAAGUUCAGCACAAAUCUCCCCGUAAAACAGCAAAUUGACAUUUUUACAGUUUGGUGUUUGCACGGUUGAAAUAAACAAGAUAUCACGUGUUAGUCAGAGAUUGUCAGAGGAACUGUAUCAAUCUGAACAUCAAACUCUCAGCAACAAAACCAAUAAGAAGAUUUCCAAAGAUGUCAAAUAAUUUCUUUAAAGGUACCAGGAGUAACGUUUUUACAUGUGAGUCCCUGUUGAUGUUGAAAUAAAAUCUCAAACAUUAGUUUUUACAAAUGUUUAAUAAUAUUUUUUAGAGCUCAAGGAUUCACACAAUGAGUUUUGGUGGGAAACAAACUCUUAUGUUUAGAAGAGAAGAUGGCGUACACCUGUGCAUCACUGCAGCCAGGUGGCCUCCAUGUUGCUCUUUAAUCUGCAUAUAUUUUGAUAUUUACAGAUUAUUGUAAUUCAGAUUUAAAAUCUUAAUUAUAACAGAAAUUAUAGAGAAUAUUCUUCUAACCAGUUCAGUAUUACCCCUCAGUUAUAAGCUAAAUUAAAUAAACUGUCGGGUUUACCUGUGGAGGAGUCUCACCUGAGUGAAUGUGAAGGCGUCAUGCUCAAUAUGCUUCAGCAGGUGUUUCGUUCACGCCGUACGAUUGUGACGCCCUGACAGACUGUCAUGUAACUGCCGUGAGGUACACGGAGUUGUUUGGAGGAAUGUUUCUCGCUUUGAUGCGUGUCCUACAUGAAAGGCGUGUCUGUAUCGGGAUAUUAGAGUGAGUAUUGGGCGUUUAAAUGAUGCGGAUGUGUGUGAGGUUUAAACAAGACGUCCUCUUGAUGUUGUCGUGGUUUCUCUGGAUGAUCGUUGUCGACUCUUUCUCUUUUAUUCCGGUGCCAAAAGCUUGAAGCGCUGAUUUCUUUGUGUUUCAUGUUUUCUGUGUUUGUGUAAUCUUUCAGUUCUCGACUGUCUGCUACUCAUCAGCCUUGAAAUAUCUAUGAAUUAUGUAUUUCUGUUUGAACAGUGUGUGCAUAUUGACUGGUUAUGAUCAUCAUGCAUGCGUUGUCAUUGAAUGUUUCCUGUUGGUGCCUCAAGUUAUCAAGUGAAAUAAAAG
This is a messenger RNA of Seriola dumerili (greater amberjack), 3128 nucleotides long. RefSeq names its product V-type proton ATPase subunit B, brain isoform-like (gene atp6v1b2b). The record is from RefSeq and is a predicted model, not a curated record. Gene Ontology annotation, cellular component: proton-transporting V-type ATPase, V1 domain. Gene Ontology annotation, molecular function: ATP binding; proton-transporting ATPase activity, rotational mechanism. Bases 34 to 1593 code for a protein of 519 amino acids. Gene Ontology annotation, biological process: proton transmembrane transport; ATP metabolic process. The transcript has 14 exons. Lineage: Eukaryota; Metazoa; Chordata; Actinopteri; Carangiformes; Carangidae.